This is a messenger RNA of Stylonychia lemnae, 900 nucleotides long. NCBI's taxonomy places the organism in Eukaryota, Ciliophora, Spirotrichea, Sporadotrichida, Oxytrichidae. The record is from the annotation of a GenBank genome assembly.
AUGGACAGUAUUGAGCAGGAUGAAAAAGAGCUAAAAAAUUACUAAACACCCUUAGAGUUUAAAGUUAUUGAUAAGUAUAAAGUUCUUUUAGGAGGUUGGCUUGAAGUUUCUGUUAAUUUGGGAGAUAUUACUGAAGAGAACGUAGAUGCUAUUACUAAUGCAGCUAAUGAAGAUUUAUACCAUGGAGGUGGAGUUGCUGGUGCGAUUGCUGAGAAGGGUGGUCCAUCAAUUCAGAUAGAAUCAGAUGAAUGGAAGAAGAGAAAUGGUUUAAUAAAAGAAGGAACAGCUCCUGCUGUAACAAGAUCUGGAAAUAUAAAGUGUUACAAGUAUAUCAUUCAUGCUGGCUAAAGAGAUGAUGAAUAACUACUUUACGAUUGUAUUAAGGAUACUUGUAGAACUGCAUGCAAUUACAAUUUAAAAUCAGUUUCUAUUCCAGCUAUAUCUUCAGGGAUAUUUGGGUUCCCUAGAGAAUUAUGUGCAGCUCAUUUAUUCAGGGCUGUGGAAGAUUUUUGCUUUGAAAAUAGACCAGAAAUCUUAGUAGACUCUAUUCCCACUUUGAGAUUUGUUAGAUUCACUGACAAUGACUUCCCAACAGUCCAAGAAUUUUAGAAAAAAAGCUAUGGCCAACUCGAUUUCCCAAUAAAUGAUGAAAUGAUAAAUGAAGUAAAAUCACAUAAGAAAGAAAUUUAAGAUUAAGAGACCUAAACUAUGUCUUAUGAUGAAGUUGAAAUGAUAAUAGAAAAAUAGAUUAGGGUUAAAAUCAAGAACGAAUUAGCAGCUAGGGAUUAAAAUGUUUAGAACUCUAAUUAAAGUUAAAAUCCUACUUUCACCUAGUAUUAUCAACCUUCUGUAAAUGGUUAGUAAUACUCGAGAUAUUUUCACGGUAAUGACCUAGAUUGA